Symbiodinium pilosum is the source of this 728-nucleotide messenger RNA. The record is from the annotation of a GenBank genome assembly. Lineage: Eukaryota; Dinophyceae; Suessiales; Symbiodiniaceae.
GAGACGCAGAAGACGUUGUUUGGCGAAGGAGAGCUCCCGCCAGGGCUUCCAGAGUUUGUCUAUGACGCUCCUGCAGAGCUUACGCAGGCUGUUUACGUGGACCAGAUCAAGCCAAGGAAGAAGGCGCGCAAGGAGCCUUUCCAGCAGCAGCUGGCGCGUGACGGAGAGCCUGAUGAAGUUCACGGAAUGGAUGAAGCUGCUGAUCAAGCUGCGCCACAGGAUGAGAAGCAUGGCCAGAUUAAGCGGAAGGCGGCCAUCAAGCCAAGCAUCGAGGCUGCGCCAAAGCCCAAGAAGCGCAAGGCCGAACAGAUUGAGGCAAAGCCAUUGGCUACGUGUCAGGCUGCUGCGGACAAUGAGGCGAGUGGCCAGCCGCACUUGGGCACUUCGGCGCCUGAUCAGGAAACAGCAGUCCCGAUAUCCGACAAGGAUCUUGCGGUGCUGUCCGAGCUCACCAUUGAUGAGUUGCAGAUCCUGUAUGACGCGGAGGUGGCUGAGCCCUGGGUAGGCACGAAUAAUGUUUACAGCAGUGCCUACCGCAAGGCCACCAUGUCAGGCCUUACCAAGCAGCAGGCCCAGCUUCGAGGCAAGAUUUCCACUGCAAUUUUCCGCAAGGAAAAAUCCCGGCUGUUCUUGCCGCAGCUUGCCGGACCAUUCCGAAAGCCCAGGGCUAAGAAGGUGAAGGCUGCUGACGGCAACCAUGAUGAGGACCAGGGUGGCAACCGCGAGCA